Chiloscyllium plagiosum (whitespotted bambooshark) is the source of this 2978-nucleotide messenger RNA. Lineage: Eukaryota; Metazoa; Chordata; Chondrichthyes; Orectolobiformes; Hemiscylliidae. The record is from RefSeq and is a predicted model, not a curated record.
ACUUUGACUGCGACAACACAUCCAUCCUAGGACAAGCCGAAAAGAUAUAGCGAAAAGUGUUUUGUUGCCACAAUCCGAUGCCAUUUUGAGUUACAAAAAGAAUACAAAGAAAUUACAUAAAUAGAGGUCAUCUUCUGUACAAGUGUCUUCAAACCCAGCCCAGCAGGGUGUCCCAGGCCUCCAACAGUCCCCACUCCAGGUAUAGCUACAAUGACCCUGCCAAGAGUCCAUGCCUCGGGCCUACCACAGUCAGGAGCCCUCAUUCCAGGCCCCCGCUCUGGGCACUGCCACUUGCUGCAGGAAAUGACCCACCGAGCACUGCUCUGCUUUCCCCAUGAUGUCAGACGAUGAAGAAAGAAAGAAGGAAAGAAAGGAAGGAAGAAAAAGAUGAGAAAGGAGAGAAGGAGAAGGAUGCGGGCGGUGAUGCCAGUGCCAUCACCAUGGAGAUGAUAACUCUAAUGAUACAAAGCCUGGUUAGACCCCAUUUGGAGUACUAUGGGCAGAUCUGGGCACCAAGCCAUAGGAAGGACAGAUUGGCCUUGCAGGAAUACAAUGUAGGUUUCCAAGAAAUGAGACCUGGACUUCAGGGAUGAAGUUCCGAAGAGCGAUUAUAUAAAUUAUGUCUGCUUUCUCUAUAUUUUAGAAGGUUAAGGAGUGAUCUGAUCAAAAUCUUCACGAUAUUAACAGGUGAAGACAGAGUAAAGAUUUGGGGAUUCCAGACUGAGGGCAUCAUCUGAGAAUUAGGGCCAGACUGUUCAGGAGAGAUGUUGGAAUGCACUUACACACAUAAAAGUUGGGAGAGAUUUUGAAAUCUUUUCCAUAAAUGGAAGUGGAUGCUGGAUCACUUGUUAAUUUUAGAGAGAGAUAAUUUGCUGUCAGCAGAGACAUUAGGGGUAUGGGCCAAAGGUAAGCACAUGGAGUUGGGCCACAGAUCCGCAAUAAUCUCACUGAAUGGUCGGACAGGCUCAAGAGGCUGAAUGGUCUACUCCUGAACACAAAUGUAGAGAACUUGGGUUAGACUCUGUCUUGAUUCCUCUGUUCAGUUCUGGACUCCAUAUCUCAGGUGGAGUAUAUCUCCAUAUACUUCCCCAAAUCAAAUUCUUAAAGAUUAAUUGGACAUAGAAAUAAAAAAAAAUUGAAGGAAAAUACAUGAAAACAGACUUAGUGUGAAAGCUGGGUUCUGAGGAAGGGUUAUUAGAUCUGAAACAUUAACUCUGAUUUCUCUCCACAGAUGCUGCCAGACCGGCUGAGCUUUUCCAGCAAUUUCUAUUUCUGUUAGCGUAAAAGCAGCCUGUUUUUGCUGGAAGGAGAUUCCAGAGGGUUGGUGCCAGGAAUAUAAAACCUCGGGACUAUAUGAUGGAACUGUGCCCGGGUAGCACUAGUUAAGGUAUGUCCAAGUUACAACUCACUAAUUAACGCUUCCCUUUCUUCUGCAGUGAACACAAACACCAUCAGAACUGUCGGAAGAACACAUCAGCUGGAGUCACAGACCCUCUCCUGAGCCAUUAUCAGUCCACCUUCAUUCAGCCUCUGCAUCCCCAACCCCGGAGCAGCAAGAGGCCAUUACGCACACCCCCGUAUCAGAACCCACCCGCCAUGCAGGUGGAAACCACACAGAGAUCCGCUUUCAAACAGAAACCACUGGGACAACAAGGACAGCUCUGUGCCAAGAAGAAACAUUCAGCAGUAGGGCAGGAAUCCGCCCGCGGUAAAGCAGUAAUGCUGAAAUGUUCAAGAAGCAGCAGCCUCCACUCCAGCAGCUCAGCUUCCUGUCACAGCAACAAGAAAGCAACAUUUCCAGCAAGGCCUCCUGCGACUGCAGGUGUUCAUGAUCUGAAUACCACUUACAAAAUCACAUAUCAGCCUUUACCUAUUGAGAAAGGGAACCCACCCAGCAAGAAACGAGCCAAGCCAAAGUCUGCUCCCAUUGAGUCGAUCAGCACCUAUCGCAAAGACUAUCCCAUCUACACAACUCAGGCUUUGAGACGCCGACCACUAAUCUUCCAGGUGGACAACCUGCACAUCAACCGGCAUUUACCUGCGGACUUCAACACGAUUCAGCGAGAUUCAUACAUUGGCUGGGACACUAACAAAUACCCCCGACGUGAUCCAAUCAUAUUAAAGAACCAGUUGAAACUGGAAGGGACCAUUGAUACCAACACAGUGACAAAACUAACAUAUACAGGGGAACCAUUCAAUGACGUGCAAGAUCUGAACCGACCCAUGACGAUGCAGAGUGCUUGUGGUGGUAAAUUCCAUAGUGGAACAGCUUAUACAAACUCCUUCAGGCCUUGGGAGAUGCGCUCCAGGGUUCGCCACGGCGACGUUCAUGAUGGAGCCUAUGUGCCUCCUCCAGGAAAGAUUGACAAUACAACAAUCACCAAACAAGACUUCACUCCAAAAAAUGUCUGUGAGCCAAAGGACUCAACUGGCCAGAAAACCAACAGCUGGACUGUCCGGAAGGAGGCGUCCAGUCCAGCCCGUCUCCCCAUGUGUCGACUCGAAGCCUACCUACUUUACCAGCGCCUCAAGGGUAUGAAGAUCUCACGACCCCCAUCUGUCGCUAUGCAAUGACACCAAGACUAGCCCUCAAUACCAUGAUAUAGAGACAUCCAGCACCAAAACAGCUCUCGAGCCACCAAGGCAUAUUGAAACAAAAAAUAAAAAUGAAGAAGAACCAAUUGCCUUCAGUGUCAUCACUAGCUGAGUCCGAGAACACUCUCCAGUUCUUGAACAGCAUUGAUAGGGGAGCCUCACCUACAGAUUGCUGCAGUCAGGGCAACAGCUCACAACACCACCUUAGGCUAACAGUGACGUUCCCAGCUGAACCCCAUUAUUUCUUCCUGAGAGUAAUGAAGAAUGUUUAUUUGGUGUUGACUUUUUGAAUGCCCAUUAGUGCUGCAAAGUUCCUUCAAAACAGACGUGGUGACUGUACCUGCUGAUUUAGGGCCAAUAUUAUGUACAUUUGAUCUUUAUCC